Messenger RNA from Cannabis sativa, 1143 nucleotides. RefSeq names its product BAG family molecular chaperone regulator 4. Gene Ontology annotation, cellular component: cytoplasm. NCBI's taxonomy places the organism in Eukaryota, Viridiplantae, Streptophyta, Magnoliopsida, Rosales, Cannabaceae. Gene Ontology annotation, biological process: protein stabilization. The record is from RefSeq and is a predicted model, not a curated record. The transcript has 4 exons. Gene Ontology annotation, molecular function: protein-folding chaperone binding; adenyl-nucleotide exchange factor activity. Bases 147 to 962 code for a protein of 271 amino acids.
AAUCUAUUGCUUUGGACCGUACAAUACAAUACAAAACCUUUCUUCUUCUUCUUGUUGCUCUCUUUCUCUCUUUUCUCCACUUUCCACAAAACGACACUUAAUUCGUUGUCGUUUCUCUCUGAGGAGAAUAUUCCAAUCCAAACACGAUGAACAACGAUACCUCUGUUCCUCUAGACAGAGACGAUGACGUCGAUUGGGAGAUGAGGCCCGGCGGCAUGCUUGUUCAGAUGCGAGAAGACGAACUCCACGCCGCCGCCGCCACCGGAGCUGCUCCUCCUUCUCGUGGUCCUAUGAUCAAAAUCACUGUCUACCAUGACACGGCUCACCACGAGCUCUUCGUCCCUGCUCAAUCCACUUUUGGGGAUGUAAAGAAGGUUCUUUUACAUAAAACUGGUUUGGAGCCCAAUGAGCAGAAACUCUUAUUUAGGGGAAAAGAAAGGGAGGAUGAGGAGCACUUGCACAUGUCAGGGGUAAAGGAUAAGUCAAAAAUUGUACUUUUAGAGGAUCAAGCAAGCAAAGAAAGGAAGCUUGAGGAGAUGAAGAAGAGCCUUGAGAUAGCAAAAGCAUCUGAAGCUGUUGCUCAAGUCAGAGCUGAAGUUGACAAGCUCACAGAAAGGGUUGAUGCCUUGGAAGUGGCUGUGAUUGGUGGAACCAAGGUUGAGGGGAAGGAAUUUGAUGUAUCAACAGAGUUGCUCAUGAGACAGUUGCUGAAGUUGGAUGGUAUAAAAGCUGAAGGAGAAGCGAAACUGCAGCGGAAGGCUGAGGUACGUCGCGUCCAGAAAUAUGUGGACGCACUGGACAACCUGAAGGGAAGAAAUGCUAAUCCAAUUAACAACCCUAGCAAUGCUGUAUCAGUAACAACCCAAUGGGAGACAUUUGAGAAUGGUGUGGGAAGCUUGAGUGCCCCACCCCCGACGCAGUCUCCAACAAAAGUAAACCAAGAUUGGGAACGGUUUGAUUAGUGCUAAGUUAUAUUCAUGUGAUCUAUAAAAAUUAUUGUAGGAUGUAUACACACCAAUUAUUAUUUGAAUAACUUUGAUUCUUCAAUCAUAGUGUGAGUUUGGUUGUGGUACGAACUUGUCUAGAAACUAUAACGAUAAUUGCUGUGCUCGGGAACAAAUGAAAUUAGCAGGCAUUUUAUUA